AUGUUAGGAUGCAUAGCAGCAAAUGCCUUGGGGCAGGGGUGCUCAAUGCUGGGCCUGGAGAUCUACCACCCUGUAGAGUUUAUCUCCAAGUGCAGGAAGGAGGUGCGAACAGGUCCUGCUUAUAUAUUUCUGUUCUUUUUUCUCUCAUGUGUUUCUGUGUUCACCGUGUUUCUGAACCUGCUGGUGAUCAUCUCCAUCUCUCACUUCAAGCAGCUCCACACUCCCACCAACCUGCUCAUCCUCUCUCUGGCUGUGGCGGAUCUUUUCAUGGGAAUGUUUGUUAUGCCUGUGAAUAUCAUGCAAUUAUUAGAUUCCUGUUGGUAUCUUGGAGAAAUGGCAUGCACUGUGUCUUUAGUGGUCAGUUUUAUGUCAAUAUCAGGGUCACUCUGUAGCCUGGUUCUCAUUGCAGUUGAUCGGUACAUUGCUGUCACUGACCCUCUGCUUUAUUCUAUGAAAAUCACAGUUUGUAAAACUGUGUUGUUGAUCAUAAUAGGUUGGUCAUUUUUUCUGUUGUACAUUUUAAUCUAUUUAUACUCUCAUGACCAUUUACUUUCAUCUGAGAUAUUCACUACAUGCUAUGGAGAGUGUGUGAUCUAUGUUAAAUAUUACUGGGUGAUUGUUGAUCUUGUAGUUUGGUUUCUAGCCCCCUGCUCUGUCAUACUGGUUUUAUAUUCAAUCAUUUGUAAAGUGGCACAACGUCAAGCUAAAGCAGUUAAAGCUGUGAUGACCCGUUCUCUGACAGAUAAUAACCUGACCUCUUCAUCAAUGGUGUGGACUGUUUUUAGCUGGCUAAUAUACAUGACCUCAUCCUUUAAUCCACUAAUAUAUGCCAUUUUCUACCCAUGGUUCAGAGCAUCAGUGAAGUAUGUUUUAACUUGUAAAAUAUUUGCAUAUCCAUCUUCAAGGCUAAAUUUGUUUCCAAAGCAUGUUUAA
Molecule: messenger RNA, 933 nt
Organism: Pygocentrus nattereri (red-bellied piranha)
Lineage: Eukaryota; Metazoa; Chordata; Actinopteri; Characiformes; Serrasalmidae
Product: trace amine-associated receptor 13c-like
Exons: 3
Coding region: 1-933 (310 amino acids)
Biological process (GO): G protein-coupled receptor signaling pathway
Cellular component (GO): membrane
Molecular function (GO): trace-amine receptor activity
Source: RefSeq, a predicted model, not a curated record